ACCGGCAGCAAACUACACGUUUUCUGAGUCUGCAGAGACACGGCGCUCCGUGCCUUCUUGUGUAUAUUGUCUGGAAUCACCAUCAGGGCAUCAUGGGAGAACAGCUGAGUCCUGAUGAGAAGUUCAACCUCAUCACCCGAAACCUUCAGGAGGUUCUUGGGGAGGAGAAGCUUAAGCAGGUCCUCCAAGAAAGAGAAUUAAAGGUAUACUGGGGAACAGCAACCACAGGCAAGCCACAUGUGGCCUACUUUGUUCCCAUGUCAAAGAUUGCAGACUUCCUGAAGGCCGGCUGUGAGGUUACCAUCCUCUUUGCGGACCUCCAUGCUUACCUGGACAAUAUGAAGGCACCGUGGGAGCUGCUGGAGCUUCGGGUGCAGUACUAUGAGCAGGUCAUCAAGGCCAUGCUGGAGAGCAUCGGAGUUCCUCUGGAUAAGCUUAAGUUCGUCAAAGGCACGGACUAUCAGCUGAGCAGGGAGUACACACUGGAUGUGUAUCGUCUCUCUUCCAUGAUCACUGAGCACGAUGCUAAGAAGGCUGGAGCUGAGGUGGUGAAGCAGGUGGAGCAUCCUCUCCUGAGUGGCCUGCUCUACCCAGGACUGCAGGCGCUGGAUGAGGAAUACUUGAAGGUGGACGCUCAGUUUGGUGGAGUGGACCAGAGGAAGAUCUUCACUCUGGCAGAAAAGUAUCUGCCCUCUUUAGGUUACACAAAACGAAUCCACAUGAUGAACCCCAUGGUUCCUGGUUUGACUGGAACCAAGAUGAGCUCCUCUGAGGAGGAAUCCAAAAUAGACCUCCUUGAUAAAAAGGAGGAUGUAAAGAAGAAGCUGAAGAAAGCUUUCUGUGAGCCUGGAAACAUUCAGAACAAUGGUGUUCUCUCAUUUGUCAAGCAUGUCCUCUUCCCCCUCAAUUCUGAAUUUGUGAUUAAAAGAGAUCCUAAGUGGGGUGGGGACCAGGUCUACACAUCCUUUGAGGAAGUAGAGAAGCACUUUGCUGAGGAGCAAAUCCACCCUGGUGACUUAAAGGCCUCAGUAGAAGUGGCUCUAAACAAGCUUAUGGACCCCAUUAGGAAAAAGUUUGAGAUGCCAGCUUUGAAGAAACUGACCAACUCAGCCUACCCUGAGCCAUCCAAAAACAAAUUUGCAACAAAAGGGAACCCCAAAAAUGCAGCAGCAGAGGAAGAUGACAUCAUCCCCUCCAGACUAGAUAUCAGAGUGGGCAAAAUCAUCAGUGUAGAGAAGCAUCCAGACGCAGACUCGCUGUAUUUGGAGAAGAUUGAUGUCGGAGAGGAGCAGCCUCGUACUGUUGUGAGUGGAUUGGUGGCUUACGUUUCCCAAGAGCAGCUUCAGGACCGUCUUGUGCUGAUGCUCUGCAAUCUGAAGCCCCAGAAGAUGCGUGGGAUUGAGUCUCAGGCUAUGCUGCUCUGUGCCUCAGUUGAGGGUGAGCCCAGGAAAGUAGAGCCUUUAGAUCCACCUGAGGGAUCGGCACCAGGUGACCGUGUUUUUGUUGAGGGAUUUGAGUCGGGCAAGCCAGACGAUGAACUGAAGCCAAAGAAGAAGGUCUUUGAGAAAUUACAGGUGGACCUGAAGAUCUCAGACGAGUGCACAGCUCAGUGGAAAGAGAAAGAUUUGAUGACCAAACUAGGAAAGAUCACCUGCAAAACACUGAAAGGAGGCAACAUCAGCUAGACAGAUGUUCUCUUCUCUUCUUCUUCUUCUUCUUUACAACAUCUAGUCUUCAAAUGUAUAGCUACCAUUGCAUCUCCACAUCCUCCAAUGACAAAUGCACAAUAACAGAUACUAUUUUUCGUCAUAGGAACUGCAGUUGAAGUCUGAGGAAAGACCUUUUCACAGAGCUCCAGUCAUUCCUUACUUUACAUCGUGUCUGGUCUGAAACAGUAUAACCACACCUAUUCAAAUGCGUUCAUGUGUCAUCAUGUGUCAUCAGUCUUCAUAUGCUGCACAUUGCAUGCAAAACUGCCCAAAAUAUCUGUAUUGUAUUGAUUUGGUGGCAGAUGGACUGGUCAGCUCUUAGAUAUACUGUUUUGUUGUUGCUCAGCUCAGGUCUUCUUGUGGUGACUCAGCAGUUACCUGUAGUUAACAGGCAUGAGGAUGUUGUCCAAGCCCUCAUAACCGGUUUCAGUACAUACUCAUCUUUACAUAUUAAAGAGAUAAUGGUAACAAGAUCAUACACAAUAAAUGUAAUAUGAAAUAAAA
Messenger RNA from Astyanax mexicanus (Mexican tetra), 2213 nucleotides. It is a transcript of the gene yars1, whose product is annotated as tyrosyl-tRNA synthetase 1. The record is from RefSeq and is a predicted model, not a curated record. Gene Ontology annotation, molecular function: tyrosine-tRNA ligase activity; tRNA binding; ATP binding. The transcript has 14 exons. Gene Ontology annotation, biological process: tyrosyl-tRNA aminoacylation. Lineage: Eukaryota; Metazoa; Chordata; Actinopteri; Characiformes; Acestrorhamphidae. The coding region runs from base 93 to 1685 and encodes 530 amino acids.